UGUUAUCUCGAUGUGAAGAAGAGACUCCAUUUGAUUGUCCAUUGAGUCUCGCAGAAAUGUUGUCUACUCCUUCACCAGAUGAUGAUCAAGAUACCGUAAAUUCACAUCUUUCAUCGUCGGUGAAAUUCGGUUCACCGGAGGCGCUAGAACACGUCCGGAAGCUCACGGACGUCGGAGCCAUGACGCGUCUUCUCCACGAGUGCAUAGCAUAUCAACGCGCUCUAGAUCUUCAACUCCAAAGCAUUCUCUCCCAUCAAACAGAUCUCGACAAACAACUCGACAACUUACAGAAAUCCUCCGAGGUUCUCGACAUCGUCAAGGCCGACGCCGACCACAUGCUCUCCAAUGUCGCCUCCACCUGCGAUCUCGCUGAUCAGGUUAGUGGAAAAGUUCGCGAGCUUGAUCUCGCUCAAUCUCGAGUUCAUGAAACACUGCUUCGAAUUGAUGCGACUGUUGAGAGAGGUAGUUGUAUUGAUGGUGUGAAAAGAGCUCUUGAUUCUGAAGACUUUGAGGCGGCUUCUAAAUAUGUCCAGACGCUUCUACAAAUUGAUGCUAGGUACAAUGAUUCCGCUUCCGAUCAGAGAGAACAGCUGUUGGCGUCCAAAAAGCAACUAGAAGGAAUUGUUCGUAAGAGGUUGUCGUUGGCUGUUGAUCAGCGGGAUCAUCCAAAUGUUCUUCGGUUUAUCAGACUUUACUCCCCUCUCAAUCUGGAAGAAGAAGGUUUACAGGUGUACGUAAGCUACUUGAAGAAAGUUAUUGCAAUGAGGUCGAGGUUCGAGUUUGAGCAAGUCGUCGAAUUAAUGGAACAAGGUUCGUUUUCCAAUCAGAAUCAGGUUGAUAUCGAUGGUUGCUUAACCAAUUUGUUCAAGGAUAUUGUGUUGGCUAUUGAAGAAAAUGAUGAAGUUCUGAGAAGUUUGUGCGGAGAAGCUGGUAUUGUGUAUGCUAUAUGCGAUCUUCAGGAAGAGUGCGAUUCUCGUGGCUCUUUAAUCCUGAAGAAGUAUAUGGAAUGUAGGAAAUUGGCUAAGAUAACCUCUGAGAUAAAUUCUUACAAGAACAAUUCAUUCUCUAUUGGAGAAGAAGGACCAGAUCCCAGGGACAUUGAGCUAUAUUUGAAGGAAAUACUUUCCCUUACACGACUAGGGGAAGAUUAUACUGAAUACAUGAUCUCUAAGAUCAGGGGGAUGACUUCUGUUGAUCCAGAAUUGGGUACAAGGGCCACUAAAGCUUUUAGGAGUGGAAACUUCAGUAAAGUUUCCCAAGAUAUUACUGGAUAUUAUGUAAUUUUGGAGGGAUUUUUCAUGGUGGAAAAUGUAAGGAAAGCCAUCAACAUUGAUGAGUAUGUAUCUGAUAGCCUCACCACUUCUAUGGUAGAUGAUGUGUUUUAUUUGUUGCAAAGUUGCUGUAGAAGGUCAAUAUCCACGUCAAACAUGAACUCGGUGAUUGCAGUCCUGAGUAAUGCAGUAAGCCUGUUAGGAAAUGAGUACAGUGAAGCGUUGCAGCAAAAGGUAAGGGAACCAAACCUUGGAGCAAAGCUGUUUUUGGGUGGUGUUGGUGUGCAGGAGACAGGGACUGAGAUUGCUACGGCUUUAAACAAUAUGGAUGUGAGCUGUGAGUAUGCCUUGAAACUAAAGCAGGAGAUUGAGGAGCAAUGUGCAGAGGUAUUUCCAGCACCUACAGAUAGAGAAAGGGUGAAAUCUUGUUUAUCAGAAUUGGGAGAUAUGAGCAACAGUUUCAAAAAAUCCCUAGAUUGGGGAAUGGAGCAGCUGGUAGCAACUGUAACACCACGAAUCCGACCUCUGCUCGAUAAGAUAGCAACGAUAAGCUACGAGCUUUCAGAAUCCGAAUACGCAGAUAACGAAGUAAACGACCCCUGGGUCCAGAGACUUCUCCAUACAGUAGAGGAGGGGAAUGUUGGAUGGCUGCAGCCGUUAAUGACAGUAAACAAUUACGACAGUUUGGUUCAUAUGGUAAUUGAUUUCAUUGUUAAGAGACUUGAAGUGAUUAUGAUGCAAAAGAGGUUUAGUCAGCUUGGAGGACUUCAGCUAGAUAGGGAUACUCGAGCCCUCGUUAGUCAUUUCUCUACUAUGACACAGAGGACUGUUAGGGAUAAGUUUGCUCGUUUGACACAGAUGGCUACUAUUUUGAACUUGGAAAAAGUUGCUGAGAUUCUUGAUUUUUGGGGUGAGAGUUCUGGACCCAUGACAUGGCGCCUCACUCCGGCUGAUGUUAGAAGAGUAUUGGGUUUGAGGAUCGACUUCAAACCUGAGGCCAUUUCGGCUCUUAAAUUGUAGCAGUUUUUUUUGGCUGCUGCUGCUGCUGCUAUUAACAUUUGUUUCCUUUUCAAUUUUACAUAUAUUCAAGUUCUGUUUAAUCAAGUGUUCUUGUUAGUGAAGCGAAGAAGAGAAGACUGCGGUGGAGUGGUGCAUCUCACAAGGUCUCAAUGUGCUCGUAAGCUGGUAGUCGCAACACCAUGGUAAAAGAAAUGGUAAAUUUGAUAUAUCAAUAUACGAGCCUUGAUUACUUGAGUCGCCAUAUUAGGUUAUCAUAAUCGUUAUUUUAACAUUCAUAUCACCAAAUUAGGUUAUCAUAAUUGUUAACACGAGAACUGAACAUCCUCUUUAAUUGAAAAUCUCAAAAUACUUCAACACAAUCACAAUGUCAAAAGUCAUGAGAUGAGCUAUUAUCAUAUGGUUACCAAAUUAUUAGUCAGACUUAUAUU
Messenger RNA from Impatiens glandulifera, 2719 nucleotides. RefSeq names its product conserved oligomeric Golgi complex subunit 4-like. Lineage: Eukaryota; Viridiplantae; Streptophyta; Magnoliopsida; Ericales; Balsaminaceae. Bases 57 to 2291 code for a protein of 744 amino acids. The record is from RefSeq and is a predicted model, not a curated record. The transcript is spliced from 2 exons.